AUGAACCUCUACUGCGGUGCGCAAAGCUACCAACACCCCGCGAAGCAAAACAAAAUUGCAUCGCAGAGGCAGUAUCGGGUCAAAGAGGGCGACGGGUUCCAAGAACUCAAAGACGUGAUUCGCUUAGUGACAGGGGAGACUCCCCAGACCAGGUGCGAAACCUUGAAGAAAGCUGCAGAACUCCUGCGGGAUUUAUCGAGAGAACAUGGGGAAAUUUCUAGGCAUGAGCCGCUCCCGCCCUUGAAAUACUCGUCAACAUCAGCCUAUGAAACUGACCAGGGGUCUCGUACGGCUUAUGGUACGCGUUUUCAGCUCGUCGAUGACAGGAUCUCAGAAAUCCCUAGAACCUCUUGUAAUUCCCAACAACGAGACGUGGACAAACGCCAUUGCAUCAAGGGCAAGAACAGUAGCCCAAUGUCAGACACAUCGGUGAUGAGCUCGAUUCUAGAGUAUGAAGGCCACCCUCAGACGGAGAUCCACCAUAUUGUCGGUGGUGAGGGCAACUGGAAUUUGGUCCAACCAACCCCUUCGCAAUUUCGACACAAUUCGUUCCCCGGGCAGUGGAAUGACAUGUCGCUCAUUCACUCGAACGUAGAUCGAGUCCCAUACUACUUAGAAAGGGUAGUAAAUUAG
Messenger RNA from Suillus discolor, 633 nucleotides. RefSeq lists its product as uncharacterized. The transcript has 2 exons. Bases 1 to 633 code for a protein of 210 amino acids. The record is from RefSeq and is a predicted model, not a curated record. Lineage: Eukaryota; Fungi; Basidiomycota; Agaricomycetes; Boletales; Suillaceae. Gene Ontology annotation, molecular function: protein dimerization activity.